Darwinula stevensoni is the source of this 3034-nucleotide messenger RNA. Lineage: Eukaryota; Metazoa; Arthropoda; Ostracoda; Podocopida; Darwinulidae. The record is from the annotation of a GenBank genome assembly.
AUGCUGCAGGAUCCCUCACAGCGCACCCGCACUCCACCCCAGCGCGCUCAGUCCUCCGCUUGGCGUCCGUCUGGUCUUGCGUCUCUCGCGUUGUGUGUGGGGGUCGUCGUGGGUCGAGUCUCUGAGCGGGAAGUGCGUGCGUCGUGCGUGUGUCGGUGCGAUUCGCCGUCCCCCUUCGGGUGUUUUCACGAGUACUAUGUUAUGAAAGGGGAUGGGGAAGACGAGGGGAUCGGUAUCGAAGCAUCGGAGAAAAUGGCUGGUUGUGGGGCCAAAUGCGCCAAGGCUGUUUUGGUCGCCUUCAAUUUCUUCUUUUGGAUCUCCGGGUGCGUGCUGCUGGCGAUAGGGAUCUGGAUCAUCGUGGAUCCCUCAAAGACGAGGCUGUUCGGCCUGGUGUCGGAUGCCUCGGGGGCAUCCGAGGUCCUUCCUUACAUGGCCUAUGCCCUCUGUAGCCUGGGGGGAUUCGUCAUCCUCGUUGGAUUCUUUGGAUGCUGCGGCGCACUCCAGGAGAACAAGUGCAUGCUUGUCACCUACUUCCUGUGCUUAUUCCUGAUCCUGUGUGCGGAGCUGACCGUCGGAAUCUUCUGCUAUAUCUACCGGGACUUCCUCCUCAAGGACCUUCAACACCACCUCAAGGGGAAGUUGAAAAGGGAUUAUGGGAAACCGGAGCACAAGACCUUCACGGACUCCAUGGACUACAUUCAGUUCAAGUUCGCAUGCUGCGGAAUCGAGGGGGAUCAAGACUACAAUCAGAGCCACUUUCAGAUUGGGAGCACGCAGUAUGGGAACAGGCACUACCCAUACACUUGCUGCAGACUUUCGAACGCGAACGAUCCGGAUGCAUGGGAAAAACCGACGCCGAUUGACCCGGGUUCGUGCGAGACCAAACAAUCGACGCAAAACACUCGACAAACUAGAUACACCAUCGGCUGUUUCCAGGAACUCCGGAAUUGGUUCGAACUGGAGAGUCUCGUACUCAUCAUCAUUGCUCUGGGAGUCGGCGGAAUGGAGGUGUUUGGGAUGAUCUUCUCCAUUUGCUUGUGUCGUAACAUCGGCGAGGAAGCCUGAGAAAACAGAUGGACUUCGGACGAUCUCGUGCGAGAGAAAACUUGGCGUUUUCCCCUCCACAUUCCCUUUUGACCGCCUGCGGUCUAUCAAGUAUCGACUACCUUCGACACCCCCCCUCGUGGAGAAACAAAUAUCAACUACCUUUUUCCAAGUCCAUCUCAGGAUCCCUCUGUAUUCUCUCAAAUGUGUGAAGCAUCAAAAAGAACCUGGCUUGUGUGUUUUGUGGACCGACAGGACAGGUUUUUCUUUGCGAGUGUCUGUGGCAAGUGCUGGUAAAAAAAAAAAAACUUGAAAAGUCUUUAUGUGGCGAUGUUGCGUUGAAACGUGUGUCGCGACACGUAUUGUGUUCAGACAUUUGUUGCCCGGUCGCGGUACUCAGUGGUACACUACGCGUGCUCGUGCAACAAAUCAUCUUGCGUCUUUGGAGACAUCUUGUGCUGCAACGCUUGCGUCACAUCACAUUGUGAAGCAAAAGAUCCAUGUCAAAACAUCGACUGCAUCAUACGCGUUACUCACGAUACAUGGGGUGCAUGAUACAUGUAACAUGAUACAAUGAGAUGCACGACACACGUGCUGCAGCACUCGUGUCGCACCAACUUGUGAUGCAACACUUUUAUGUCAGGACAUUGUCUACAUGCUAUGUGUUUGGAUGGUAGCGAUUGGGUUUUAAUCUGUAAACUCGUACAACCGGGUCACAGUUUCUGUUCCAAUGUGACAGUUUCAUCGCGAAUCGUGCCGUAACAUGUCGAAGUACACGUGACGUUGAAGCACACCCACAGCACAACGUAACGAUGUGUCACGACGAGACAGACGCGAGACUCGUAACACUGCCCGCGGUGAUCGUAUGAAUCGGAUGCGUGAUGACUGUCGCGACACACAUUGCGUCGAGACACGCCCAACAAGGGCAUAUUGUGUGUGUUCUUGCUUCAUUCUUAUUGGUUCGAGUGAGGAAGAAAAACCCUGCGGUGCCACGCAGGGGAAACUGGUUGAAAGAUGGUCCAUUCCGUAAUGAGCGUGCGUGAGGUGCAAGUCUUCGCCCCAAGUCUUCGCAGCACUGGGACAAACACAUCCUAUUCCAAUACUCGUCUGUACAUAGAUAUACGGUACAUGGAGAGAAGAAAAACGGACUGAAGUUCAAAUCUGUUCUCUUUCGCUGUCAGCGUCACUGACGUGUGCGUGUUCUGUGUGAUGCGACUCCAUUUUGUCUAGCUUGUGCUAAAGCCGUCUCGUAUGCCCAUAUUGGCGACAAGCUCCAUCUCAUCUCGUUUUCGAUGUUCCCGAAAGGCUCAUCUCUGAAAAAGCUGUGACGAUGUUCUCGUUCAUCCCUAGGAAAGCUUAGAAUUCCAUCACUCUCUCAUCAACAUUUUUUUCCUCUGUUAGUAUGACAUUGUAGGAAAUCCCAGUUUAACCUCUUUCUUCUUCAAUCUCCCCUGCAGUGAUUUAAAAAAUUUUCUUUUGUGUGGUGGAAAAAAAAAGGUGUGUUAGCUGAAACUUGUGAUAUUGUACCCCAGUGCUCAGACCCCAACAUGUAUUGGCAUUUAUUUUGUAAGCCUUUUUACUUAGUGAUUUGAUGAACUAGUCUCUGUAAUUACCGGGUCUUGGACCCCGUUCACGCGGCCCCGAAGUUUUUUCGAUCCGACAACACCAGGCAGACUUCAAAAGUUAAAUUUUCAUCGUAUUCGAGGACCGCGUGAACGAGAUUCAAACUGCCCUUUGUAGCAUGCAAAAAAAUCUCAAGUCUAAACCUCAAGAGUCGCAAGACUUGUCCCUAAAGUACAAGAUCCUUCCUUUGCUCUCCCCAGCAAAUCAAACUCGUGAAACUGCCAAAGAUUUUUUCAUUAUUCUCCCCGAAGAGUCAACCUCGUUUUCUGACGUUCUCGCUAUCUCUUUUCCAAGUGUUUGCUUUUCAUGAUCAGCAAUGUAUACAUGUCCCACGAUUUGCGGAAUAAAUGUUCGAAGAUCCUCCGCC